Molecule: messenger RNA, 1838 nt
Organism: Cloeon dipterum
Lineage: Eukaryota; Metazoa; Arthropoda; Insecta; Ephemeroptera; Baetidae
Gene: Hs2st
Product: Heparan sulfate 2-O-sulfotransferase
Exons: 6
Coding region: 215-1270 (351 amino acids)
Cellular component (GO): membrane
Molecular function (GO): heparan sulfate 2-sulfotransferase activity
Source: RefSeq, a predicted model, not a curated record
AAAAAUAGCAAAAAAGGACAACACGCAAAUUUCAAACAGGUGAUUUUGUAUCACUUGAGCACCAUGGUUCAUGUUCGACUUCUGACACAUCCUUGUUGCUUUGGAAAAUGAUGGUGCAGCUCUGCAGCAAUCAACAAAAUAGGGGAAAUAAUUAUGGGGUCCUCAAGUGUCUACCGAAGAUGAUAUAAUCAAAAGGUAAAAAGGUGCAAUAAAAAUGGUCUCAGCAUGCCCUCGAAGCUUCUCCAUCAGGCCCUGGAUGCUGUUUGGUGUCGCUGGCCUCCUGAUAUUGGGCCUCAUCUUGUUCCAUUUGCAGGCCCAAAUUGACACGCUCAAUACAUCAAGAUUGCAUUUAGAGAGAGAUCUGUCCAAACUUAACUCUCAGCGACGAAAGCAGCAAAAACUGUCUUCAUCAGAGUUGCAGUUUGAGCGCGAUCUGGUGGUCAUCUACAACCGGGUGCCCAAAACUGGCUCGACCAGCUUCGUCGGCGUGGCCUACGACCUGUGCAAGGCUAAUGCCUUCCACGUUCUCCAUCUCAACAUCUCAGCCAAUAUGCACAUCCUCACGCUGCCAAGCCAGGCGCGCUUAGUGCAGAAUGUCUCCGAUUGGCGGGAGAUGCGGCCUGCCUUUUUUCAUGGCCACCUUGCCUUUGUUGACUUUCAAAAGUUUGGAACUCCUUUGAGGCCGGUAUACAUAAACGUAGUGCGCAAGCCAUUAGACAGGCUUGUCUCUUACUACUACUUUCUAAGACACGGUGAUGACUUCAGGCCUCAUCUCGUGCGAAGGAAGCACGGAGACAAUGUGUCAUUUGAUGAGUGCGUGCAGCAAAACCUGGAAGACUGCAGUCCUGACAAUAUGUGGCUGCAGAUCCCUUUCUUCUGCGGCCACGCUCCCUCCUGCUGGGAAAAGGGCAACGAGUGGGCACUGCAGGAGGCCAAGAAGAACCUGCUGGAGCACUAUCUUGUUGUUGGCGUCACAGAGCAGAUGGACGACUUUAUCGCCCUGCUUGAAGUUACCUUGCCCUCCAUGUUCCAUGGCGCAGUUCAGCACUUUGCGUUGAGUAGUAAAUCUCACUUGCGGAAAACAAGCCAAAAGGCGGACCCGCUGCCUCAGACCGUGGCUCUAAUUGAGAAAAGUAAGAUCUGGAUUAUGGAAAACGAGUUCUACCAGUUUGCAGUGCAGCAGUUCUCGUACUCGCUGAAGAAAGCUCAGGCUGCUGGGGCCAGUGGUGCGCAACAGACCUUUUUCUAUGAGAAGAUCCGGCCCAAAUGACGGUCGGCAUUUUAGGGAAGAAUGAAACGGACUUUGUUGCUAAUUAUAAGCAUGCGAAUGGUGUAGUUGCACUGAUACUGAACGGCAGCGCCAGCUAAAUGGAAACAAUAACUCUGCUCAAAUUCCUCAAUUCUAUAACUACUGUUGCUGAUUAAUAUUUAUUAGAAUAGUAUUUUUAUAUGCAAUCCAUCCACGGUUAAACUAGGUAAUUGUGGAGACAGCUCGGGUGACGCUGCUUGGAACCUUUCCAAAUCAUAGCUUUCUCUUGGAACAUCAUCUGUCUCUUUUGUUCUACGAGAAAACAAACAAUAAAGUAGCUCAAUUUUCUUGACUUAAUUCCAAGCUGGUUGGUGCGUUAAAUGGCCCUCUUUUCAGGGAUUCUUGAUACGGCCAUACACUCACUAGCACACUAGUAGAUAUUUUUGUACAGUUUAAGGUGUAUAGAAAAUUGUUGGUGCCAUAGAGGUUAAAUGUUUGUGUUAAUUUACUUACACAUUCAAGCAUCAUUGCAGUUGUUAAUGUCGAACUUAUUGGUGUGAGCAUAAUGAAGUCUGUUUUUAUCUGAUUA